AUGAGCCGACUUCCAGUCAAGUGCUUCCACCUUUGUUGUCGCUUGAAGCGCCGACAAUUCGAGGCUAGAGGCAGCCAGGUAGAUCUUCAUGUUGUUACAUCAUUCUUCUCCAACCUGAUAUUUAGACAAAUCUCAGCUCCCAUUCGACUCUCGACUGGCUCGGAAACACGCUGGGCCGAAAGCGUGCAGGCGUUUUGGGCCACAAGUCAGAUAUUGGAGAUUAAUGGCGGAAGUGGUGGUUUUUGCCAAUAUUUUGACAAAACCUCUGUUCAUCAAGAAGAUUCCACUGAACAGCACCACUUUACAACCGUUCUUUGA
This is a messenger RNA of Protopolystoma xenopodis, 318 nucleotides long. The record is from the annotation of a GenBank genome assembly. Lineage: Eukaryota; Metazoa; Platyhelminthes; Monogenea; Polystomatidea; Polystomatidae.